AUGACCCGUCACCCCACCCACGCUUGGAAUGCUCCUUUGUGGACAUGGUUUCACCUACUGCAGUUCAAUAUUGCGAACCAGAUCCAGGAUCUGGAGGAGGACCGCAAGAACAAACCCUCCCGUCCGAUACCUGUUGGUCGCAUUUCUGUCGACAGCGCAGCUGAUAUGCGCUGGGUGAUGGUCCCAGUCUCGUUGACAAUCUGGUACAACGAACUUCACGGUGAUAAGAUGGGAUUGUCGAAGAAUGCACUCACAGCCAUCCUUGGUGGCCCUCACAAAAAAUCUGUCAUUUUGCUCAUCAAGCGUACAGGUCCUCGCAACUCGUGCAUCGAUAAGGCUGGUGCUUUGGCGGUCGCACUUAGCUCGAUAGUCUUUGCGACUACGCUUCAUGCGCAAGACUUUAAGGAUGAAGAGGGCGAUCGCCUCACUGGCAGGCACACGCUACCCACGAUCUUCCCCAAAGCCGCACGUUUUUCAAUGAUGUUCGGUCUUCCCCUCUGGUCAUAUGCCUUGAGUUGUAUCUGGAAGAUAGAUGCGCUCUCUACCACUGGCAUUUGUACUCUACGGCGCAUUUGUAUGGGAACCAACGGGCACUACGUGGUCCGCUAUCGGAACAUGUAUUAUUUCCAACACCACAAUAGUAGUGGUUAUCCAGAGUGGCUUGGCUUAAAGGUGCUUCAGUAUAUACGACAGCCCAAUGCCAUCGCGACCUAUCAGAAAGUGUUUGGAGAGAUGCUGGACGGGUUGAAGAGCCCUUCGCAUUCUCUAUUACUGAUAGAAGGUGGUGAUGAAAAUUUCCAUGGGCCCUCCCAGCUGGGGCCAGGACUUUGGGCCUGGACCUACGAGAUUGAUCUUGAUCGCAAUAUCUUCCAUGUGGACGGCAUGCCUUUUUUUUCCUUGGAAUGUCUCCCAGAUGACGCCGUUUUUCUCCAACACACCUCCGAUGAUGGCAUCACUGCAGAUCAUUACGGCCACGCAGCUUGCCCGUUAGAAUGUCCCCCGGAGAACAGAUACAAAAAGCCAACACCGCCAAUUGUCCACAAUUCUGAACUCGAGACGUACCAGUCUGUGAUGUGCACCGGAUCUCAAGUGGCUCUGAGUGAUCUGCUCGCCGUCAGUGACGGCCUUUCUCAAGACGAGCACGUUCGGGUCACAUUGCUAGAAGUCAUGAUUGGGCAGUGCAUGUUUAGCUCAGCCAUUGGCAGGGAAAUCUACGGAAUAGAGCUUUUAAACGACCACAACCAGAUCACGGACGAUCAAUGGUCAAUUGCAUGCUUCAUGGCCAGCAUUACAUUUAUUCCUCAGAUGUUCGACGACAUACAGUGCAUUUACCAUCGCAAGCUGAAAAGAAAGGAGUUCACGUGGGUUCGCGACGACACUGUUGUCUACAUCGCAACACAUCUAUAUGACGAGCGAUGCCUACAGGCUUCUGUGUCACGUCUGAUCAACGUGAUCUUGGAGCAGACGAAUCAUUCUGGUCAUUACUUUGGAAUCGCGUUUUCUGUCUUCCAUUGUGCAGUCGUCAAAGUCGUCAAAAACGCACACACCAUGUCAUUCAGCCACACGAGCGCCCUCCAAUUUUUACCAUCAUUCUACGCAGAUUCACCUUCUACGCCAGGCAUCACUGCUCUCGCCCGUCUUGGAUAUCGCAUCGACCCCGCACUCUUUCGGCGUGCUUUGGAGGCUUGUCAUUAUGUGCGGUACAGUGGCAUUUACCUGAAGGAAUCCCUCGUUCAGAGAGCUGAUAGAAGUGACGAUAUACCACCCACCACCAUCUGUCCAACGUUGCCUCUUGAACUUUGGCGAGAGAUCGCCUGUUAUCUCACUCAUCCCUUCCACCUCAUCGUCCUCGGAUUGGUCUCAAGACUGUGCCGUCAAGCAGUCUCGAUGGUACUUCGCUGUACCCACCUCUGUGGCUAUCGCCUGGUCUCCGCUCCCCAAGAGAGACCAGAGUAUAGGAAGGAAAACCUCUCGCUACGGGCAGCAUCUUUUUCCGCUGUACGAAACGGCAUUCCUACUACGGUGAAUGUUGGAGUGACUGGGAUGCUUAACGAUCGACUACCAGAGCAGCGCAUGAUUAUUCCCCUCGAAAUCAAAGAUUCCUAUCUUCAUCUUACCCUUUCAGCCGAUCCUUGA
This is a messenger RNA of Suillus discolor, 2136 nucleotides long. RefSeq lists its product as uncharacterized. The coding region runs from base 1 to 2136 and encodes 711 amino acids. NCBI's taxonomy places the organism in Eukaryota, Fungi, Basidiomycota, Agaricomycetes, Boletales, Suillaceae. The record is from RefSeq and is a predicted model, not a curated record. The transcript has 4 exons.